AUGGCCGACGAAGAAGAUGCUGACACGCCAGUAAUUCCGGAUCUCUACAAACCACCAGCUCUCCUGCCUAUUGCACAGCUCAAAGAUCAACUUCUUUACACCAUUGAGACAUUCCCUGUGACCAUAGUCGUCGGCGCAACAGGCAGCGGUAAAACAACUCAAAUCCCAAGAUUCUGCCUCGAUGCAGGAUGGUGCGCAGAUGGCAAGCAAAUCGCGGUCACGCAACCCCGACGAAUUGCCGCUACGAGUGUCGCAGCGCGAGUUGCAGAAGAGCUAGGGACGCCAUUGGGUCAAAGAGUUGGAUACAGUAUCAGAUUUGAAGAUGUGACGAGCGCGAAUACGCAGGUAAAGUUCGUGACGGAUGGAUUGUUGUUGCGGGAGAUGUUGGUUGAUCCGCUGCUCAAUCGAUAUUCCAUUAUCAUGGUCGAUGAGGCGCAUGAGCGGAGUUUGUCGUCUGAUAUACUGCUAUCACUACUUAAGAAGGUGCUGCGCAAGAGGUCUGAUCUUCGAGUGGUCGUGAGCUCGGCGACCUUGGAGGCUGAGCGGUUUCUCGACUUCUUUGCGCCUGAUGAGGGCGAGAAAGUCCAUGGGAAGAGUAAGGAAGAGUUUGGCCAGAUUGUGGGUAUUGAAGGACGAACAUAUCCAGUUGAGAUACAGUACAUUGCAGAACCAACCAACAAUUACGUCGAAGCUGCUGUGGAGGCAAUCAUGGACAUCCACACCUCCGAGUCUGACGGCGAUAUUCUUGUGUUCCUCACCGGUCGUGAGGAAAUCGACGACGCAAUCGAUUUGCUGGGGGAUCGCAUAGCUGACAUGUCUUCGAAGCAACAGAAGCUCCUUACCUUGCCGCUAUAUGCUGGAUUGUCAACCGAGGAGCAGAUGUUCGUCUUUCAAAAAGCACCCACAAACACGCGCAAGGUCAUUCUGAGCACCAACAUCGCCGAAGCCAGCGUCACGAUCGACCACAUUGUAUACGUUAUCGACAGCGGCUAUGUCAAGCUACGAACAUACGACGCCCGUCUAGGCAUCGAAACACUCAACGUCCUGCCCGUCUCCAAAGCCAGCGCAACCCAACGCGCAGGCCGCGCAGGCCGCACCCGGCCAGGAAAAUGCUUUCGCCUCUACACCGAAGACGCAUACAAAUCACUCGAAGAGGCCACAUUCCCCGAGAUCCAGCGCUCGAACCUGGCACCCGUGAUCCUCCAACUCCUCAACUUAGGCAUAACCAACAUCGUGCGCUUCGACUACCUCUCGCCUCCGCCGUCAUCCCUCGUGACACGCGCCCUAGACCUACUCUUCUCCCUCGGCGCCCUCGACGAACAUGCGCGCCUCACAAAACCCCUCGGCACACGCAUGGCCGAACUCCCCCUCGAGCCCAUGCUCUCCCGCGCGCUGCUCUCCUCCGCAAACCCCGAUUUCAACUGCCUGAACGAAAUGCUCAGCAUCGCCGCUAUGCUGACGCUGCAAGGCGCAGCCUUCAUCUCGCACGACGGCGGCAAGAAAGCGCUCGACGCUGCGCGCCGCCGCUUCGCCGUCAGCGAGGGCGAUCAUCUGACGUUGUACAAUGUGUACGAGGCGUUUCUCAAAGCGGGCAUGAGCGUGCAGUUCUGCCGUGAAAACAGCCUCAACCACAAAUCGCUGGUCAAAGCCGUGAGUGUGCGGAAACAACUCGCUGCCUAUCUCGAGCGGUUCGGCAUCGGCGUGUCGCCGCUCGCAUCCUCGGACAUCCUGCGCGUGGGUGGUAAGCCGCUUUCAGAACGUAUAUGUCGGUGUCUGGCGACGGGGUUCUUCGCCCAUGUGGCGAGGAUGAAGAGCGAUGGGAGUUUUGCGACGGUAGAUGGGAAGACGACGUUAUGGGCGCAUCCGAGUAGUGUGUUUUUCCAUAGGAAGGUGGAGUGGGUUGUGUAUACGGAGAUUAUGGAGACGAAGGGGAAGGUGUUUAUUCGGGAUUUGAGUGCGGUGGAGAUGGAUUGGUUGGUGGAGUAUGCGCCGGGGUAUUAUAGGGUGAAGGAAGGGAGGAGGUGA
This is a messenger RNA of Parastagonospora nodorum SN15, 2025 nucleotides long. RefSeq lists its product as hypothetical. The transcript has a single exon. Gene Ontology annotation, molecular function: ATP binding; RNA binding. Gene Ontology annotation, cellular component: intracellular anatomical structure; catalytic step 2 spliceosome. The record is from RefSeq and is a predicted model, not a curated record. Bases 1 to 2025 code for a protein of 674 amino acids. Lineage: Eukaryota; Fungi; Ascomycota; Dothideomycetes; Pleosporales; Phaeosphaeriaceae.